This is a messenger RNA of Pelobates cultripes (western spadefoot toad), 23444 nucleotides long. NCBI's taxonomy places the organism in Eukaryota, Metazoa, Chordata, Amphibia, Anura, Pelobatidae. The record is from the annotation of a GenBank genome assembly.
AUGUUCGCUUUAUGGCCUGAGAUGGAAUCGUACGCCGCCAAAAGGUCCUGGAGUGCUGCCAUAGACCCCACUGGGUUGGUAAGUGAUACUAGAAUGUCAUUGGCUUAUGCCAAUACCAUAAAUUCUGAACCCCCGACCUGUGAAUAUCCGGGUUUUCACGAAUAGUUUGCAGAAGGGGUUCCAACGAUAGCACAAACAGCAACAGGGAAAGCAGACAAACCUGCCAUGUACCGUUACCCAACUUAAAAGGCAUAUUCGGAGCUUCCGGGAUACGAACCUGUGCAGUCACAUUGCUGUACAUUGCCCGUACCAUAGUGAGAUAAGAUGGUGAGAAACCCAAAAAGGCAAGAAGACCAAAAAGAUAGGGCCAGCUGACCCUGUCAAAUGCCUUUUCGGCAUCGAGGGAGACAAGUAAAGAAGGGGUCCUGGCAGUGGCUUGUCUCCAGAUCUAUAUUCCUACGUGUUUCCUCAAAUAAUUGGCGCCCAGGUAUGAAAUCCACUUGGUUAAGUAGGGGUUCAACCUGUCUGGCCAGUAUCUUCAAAUCAUGAUUGAUUAGAGAGAUGGGGUGAUAGUUUUCCGGCAACAGGGGGUCUUUGUCUUGUUUUGGUAUCAGGACUAUCGUAGCUAGAGACAUAUCCCUAUCUGGGCACCCGCCUUCCCGUAAAUCAUUAAAGAGCAAUUGAAGCAUAGGGGUCAGAUCUUCCCGAAACACCUUAUAGUAUCCACCAUCAAAACCGUCCAGGCCCAGAGCUUUGUUCCCUUUAAGGGUCGAGAUCGCAUUGUCAAUCUCCUCACUAGUGAUCUUAUCGACAAGCCUUCAAACCACAUCUGGGUAUAGUUUAGGUAGUUUUAGUAAUGCCCUUUGGGUCGGUUUUUAAUGUACCGUCUCUAUGUCUAAUACUCGUGAUAUGUGCCGUCUCUGGUUUGGCCGCAAUGAUCUUGCUAAUAUCGUAUCCAUUUUAUUGGCCGUUUCGUAAAAAAGGUCCUCUUGGACCAUAAAAUUUGUCUAGCCGCGUCUUCCACGAGGAGGUCUCGGAUUGAUAACUGAACCACGUUCAAUUGCGGUAGGGUGUCAAAAGCUUGGUCCGUUUUAUGUCGUUGUUCCAUGAGCGCUGAUGUUUUUGCGCCUCUUUUUUAUUACAUUUUCAGUGUCAACAUUAUGAAGAAAAGUCAGGGAUAGAAACGUAUUAAAAUAAACAAAAUGACUCUAUAGACACAGAGAGAAUGCAGUCCUGCUACUGAACAGUUGCUAUUUUAAAAGAAAUAAAUGGGCCAUAGUUUAAUUUCUAGCGAUUCCUCCACUUUUAUCUACAAUCCCCUAGUGUGUCAACUUUGAAAGUAAAUUGUAAAGAUUAAAAAUGUAGAAAAAUGUCUGGGGUUUCCUUUACACUGUGUUUAUUUCCUCUCUGACUCCCUGGGGAGAGAUAUGCUUAACGAAGAUAUGGGUCGCUAACUUCCGGGCCUCACAACCCAACAACAUUAAACUGCGGCUGGUGGCAUGAUCUCUAAGGACACAAGCUAUUUUAGUUUCAGUUGUUGCGGUUGUCAAAACAAAUGAAAAUACAAAUGCAAAUACUCUGAAGGAGCUUCCAUAAGGAGUCCCUCAGCAGUGGGUAUACAUUACAUUUGGUAUGCCAAACUAAAUAAAUCGUUUACGUGGAAAUUCCAUUUGAAAUGUAAAAAGUUAGACAUAGUCCAUAUGUGCCAACUCACCCUGAUUUCAAUAAACAGUCCCUAGAUGUGGCUUUCUGGCAAACAAUCCUGCAAUCCUAAAUUUUGUUUCAAGUUUUAAAAACAUCUACUGUUAACCCUGUAUCCUGUGUACUGAGUUCUCCUCCAAGAGUAUUACUUUGGAUAUGUUAUAAUAGCAUAAAAUAUAAACGCCCUACAGGAAAUAAAUUUAGGAGACAUGUUUCCUGAAUGUCUCCUCGCAAAAUAGUAUGCACACACUACCUUGACAGGGAAGUUCUUCUGUCUACCAGUUUUUAUGUUAGUACAGUUUCCAAAAUCCAUGGGGUAAAGUAAAAGCAGCUCUGUCACCGUCUGGGGCCUUUGUAUAUUUUGCAAAGACCCCCGAUUGUGUGUGUGCUCUGAUUGGUGUUCUGUGGCUGUGGGGUGCACGGGAAGGUGAGAUUUACUUACCUGAAUCUGUCUGUCGCAGCUGCCAUGUUCAUCCUGCUGGUCCUCUUCAGCUCCUGGGGCUUCAUCCGCUAGGAGCUCAUGUCAAUGUUGUACUCUCGCGCAUGCGUUAGAGUACAAAACUAAAGGACUGUGGAGGAUCCCAUGAUGGAGCAUCCAUAGACAAUGCCUUUAUCCCACAGUCCAAGACUGAGGAAAGUGAUCAAACUUGACGGCGAUAGCUUCCCCUUUUAUCAAGUUUUGUCAAGUGUAGGGAAUUUACAAAGACAAAGCGGUCCCUACUCCUUUGACUGCAUUUAAAUCUAUCUUUGUGAAAUACUCAUGGGGGGGUUAGAGUGCAAUUUUAAGAGUUGCGGUUAAGCCAAAACAGGAGGGGACACAUUUAAAUAGUGUUGUUGUGAGAGAAUUAGCGCUUUAACAAAUUCAUGAAUAUAGUUAGUCACAUUCCUUGUUAUUGUGAGUCCUAACAUGCCAUCGGUUCUAAUAGGGUUAACAAAAACACUAGCGCUUUAGCAAGGAUGCUUAUAAAAACUUUAGGGCUGAAAUGCCUAAAAUGGACGUGGUUAUUUACUAAAUGAGAAUUCAAAGUAUAUUUCAAACUUAAGGCCAAAGUAGUAUUUUUACCUCGAAUUUGAAAUUCACUUUGAAUUCUCACGUUAGUAAAUAUUCCUGAUAGUCUCAUCUCUAUUAAAGCACUAGAAUAAAAACUCUAAUGAACUUUGUUAACUCCUCGCACAGUGAAAGAGUUAAUGCUAAAGAAAAUUGUUUAUCGAGUUGUGGUGUAGCAAGAGUCAGAAAUAUCAGACAAUCCGGUUUAUGUAUAAACAGAAAUUCCAGGGCAAAGUUCUGAAGGUGGAGCAGUCACCAUGGAAACACAUGGAAUGUUCCUGCUGAUUGCUCCACGUUUAGAACUUUGCCCAGAAUUGCACUUUAUAUAGACCAAUAAAAGCAAUCUUAGAGCAGCCAGGAAUGUACAGGAGAGUACUGACUGUGUCAGCCCUGGACAAUGGAUUUUUAACCCCUUAAGGACACAUGAUGGAAAUAUUCCGUCAUGAUUCCCUUUUAUUCCAGAAGUUGUGUCCUUAAGGGGUUAAAUAUAAAUCCUGUAUUUACGAGCUGUCUGUAUCUUUAAAUCUGACCCUGCCUAUAUCUCAAAGCUCAGCCCACAGGCACCAUCCCAGCCUCCCUUUGUCGGUUGCCAGGAGACAUAAACAAAGCUUAAGCGGAACGUAGUGACGUUGGACCUAACGUUGUGUCCAUGGCAACAGCUGGAGUGUUUACCUGAGGCCUGGGAGCACGUGGGAGCCUGUGAACCAUGAACAGCACAACAACUACACAGCUUUACAGCUAACCCUGCACAGCAGGAGCAGCACAAACAUGUGAACACAAACAAAAUGUAAAAAAAAACCCACCAAGUUUCAACCUAUUCACAGUAGAACUCCAUCAAGCUAUGAAUUAUAAACACAGACAAUUUGCUAUGAGAACAUGGCAGAUUUCUUUAUGAGGGGACCUUUAAAUCAUGAAUAAAUACAUUUUUAGUAUUUAAUAUUCCAAAUACCUACAUGGAGUUUAACUGUAAAACACCAUAACUACCUACCUUAUGGGACAGUCUGUCUCUGGUGUCAAAUACCUCUCUGUCCCUGCUGUCUAUCCUGGACUCUGUGGUUCACAGGACUGUGAAAUAUGUGGCUUGGAACUAAUUGUAUCUCUAAUUUCCACAGCAAUAAAAUAAUACAGUAAUGUGGUAAGGUAUGUGGGAGUGUAUCACAGAGCAUAAAUAAUUCACGCAUUCAAUGCAUGCUAUUAAAUCAAGAAUAACAUGUGUGGUUUUAGAUAAAAAAUUGAGGUUUUAAAUUUACUAAUUUGCUUUAUUUGCCAUUACCGGACAGCCUUGUUUAGAUGCCUCUGUUCCACAAUUCUAGGAUUCCAAAAGUACCCCAAAAUUGCAGGCUGAGAGCAUUGUUAGGUUAUUUAAGAGCUCAUCCACAAGCUGGGCAUAUGGCAGCCUUGGUUGGCUAUCUGGCAUUGUGCAAUGGGCCCUGUAGCACCUGUAAUGCAAUUCUCACACUUUCUCUCCAGUCCUCGCCUUUCACCUUUUGGUUUCAUACAUCCCAAUGUCGAUGGGUAUAUUUCCCUUUCAGUAAGUAAAUCCCAAGUUCCUAUACAGAAACCCACUAAUCAGCCAAGAUACAGCACAAGCAGCUCUGGGUGGAAUUUCCCUUCUCCCUUUAUUUUUGCUGCCUGUUUAUGUCUCCAUUGGUUUAACAUUGAAGAAGUGACUGAAACACACAGAGACCUGCAUGUUGAAAACAAUAAACAAACACUGUGAGCCUGUGCAUUCACAGAAUUCCUCAGGGAGCUUACAUCAUGACCCAGCCAGACAGGGAGGAGCGAGAGAGAAACAGGGGAGGAGGGUGCGGGAAGUGAGACACAGGGAACAUGACAAGAGACAGAGGGAAUCUAUGAAACAGAAGGAAGAAAAGAAAGCAGAAGUUCCAAGAGCUUUAAAAACAAAACAGAGAAACAAACAUACGAACAAAUCCUGAAAGGAUUCCGUACAAGCAUGGGAUUGUUUGAAAAUUCUUUAUUAUGUCGUUUGUUCUGUACAUGAUGUGGGCCUAAUAUCAGAGAGGUGGAGGAGGUAUAAGAAGCCUCGUCCACAGAUGAACAAUGUGUUCGAGAUGCGCAAAUCCAUGAUUCAGCAUGACAAAUAAACUUAAUGUAGAUAAAUGCACAUAGGAACCAUUGUUUUUGCCAUUGUUUACUACUGUAUUGAUAAGACCCACUUUACUGCAAUAUGUAAUCCCGAAUGAGCAUUUCGCAUGUGUCUCCUUUAUUCCUUUUCAAAUUUUCUUAAAAAUUCUUCCUUGUAUUUAUUUAUUUAUAAAAUAUUUUACCAGGAAAGAUACAUUGAGAUUUCUCUCGUUUUCACGUAUGUCCUGGGUCCACAAAUCAUUGCAUUGUUACAUUAGGGUACAACAAAAUACAAAACCAAUAUUAAUACACAAUAUAUACAAAAUUUAACAUAGAACAGGCAGGAAAUAUAUAAUCAACCAUGACCAUGGUGCAUUCUGUUUUGAGGUAUGUAGAGAGGGAUCUCUUAAAGGACUUUAGGCUUAGGGAAGAUUUUAAAUUGUAGAAGAUGUCUUGUGUGCUGUGUUAUAAUAAAGGUAUUUAAAAAAAAACAACAACAAAAAAAACAGAUACUUAGCCUUAAACUUGAAAUUCACUUUGAAAUCUAACUUUACUGAAUAACCCUGUAAGAUACUUGUCAAACACCUGUAUAAUUCUUUAUCCUUUACCCUUUCUGAGAUGUUGCCCUAUACGUAUUUUACCUAAGGUAAAAAACAAAAAAUAUAAAUACGAACAGGCAUUACAGCUCAAUAGAGUGUCAGAUGUUAUUUUAAUAGGUUUCAAUGUUGCGCAGAGACAUACUAAGGUAAAAAUCUGUCCCCACAGCUCUCCUGAAUCAUGUAUCUGUUAUAUGUCUUUGUUUACUGUGUGUCGUAUGUUAACGAAAAUAAUCUAUUUUGAUUGUUCUCAUUUUCAAGUAUGUCCUGGAGCCUAUGUACAAAAGAGCAUUACAAUUACAAAAAGUAAAAAAAUAAAUAAUAUAUAUAUAUAUAAUGAAAUUGAAACAUGAACACUGAAUACAGCUGCAUUUUAAAUUUAGCUUUAAAGGACCACUCUAGGCACCCAGACCACUUCAGCUUUAUGAAGUGGUCUGGGUGCCAGGUACCUCUAGGAUUAACCCUUUUUUUUAUAAACAUAGCAGUUUCAGAGAAACUGUUUAUACUGAGGGUUAAUCCAGCCUCCAGAGCCUCUAGUGGCUGUCUCAUUGACAGCCGCUACAUGCGCUUGCGUGCUUCUCACUGUGAAAAUCACAGUGAGAGCACGCAAGCGCCCAUAGGAAAGCAUUGUAAAUUGUAAAUGCUUUCCUAUGCGACCGGCUGAAUGCGCGCGCGGCUCCUGCCGCGCAUGCGCAUUCAGCCGAUGACGUCGCGAGCAGGGAGGAGAGGAGGAGUACAGCUCCCCGCCCGGCGCUGGAGAAAGGUAAGUGUUUAACCCCUUCCUCUCUCCAGAGCCCGGCGGGAGGGGGUCCCUGAGGGUGGGGGCAUCCUCAGGGCACUAUAGUGCCAGGAAAACGAGUAUGUUUUCCUGGCACUAUAGUGGUCCUUUAAUGAAACAGUGAUAUUUAGAUAUUUCAGAUUGAGGGAAUUGUGCAUUUGUUCAGUAAACAAAGAGGAGAGGUUUUUUUUGUCAUUGAAAAGCGAUUUAAAAAAAUGACCUGCCUCUGGGGCAACAGAGAGAAAUGCAGCGUGAGUGCCUGUUUAAAUACAUUUACUUUUGCAAAAGGGAAUCAAUUCUUCCUUUACAGUCAGGCAGUAACUUGCAAAUUGCGUCAAUACCACAAUCACUUACUAGACGCAAGCACAUGUUUAUUUGGUAGGCUUCGUAUAGUUCCUGCAAGAUUGUUCAAUGUCUGCAGAUCUCUGUAGGAGAAAACUACACAAUUAUCUACAAGAUACAAAAAUAUAAUGAAGUAUAAUACAGUGGGCAGCCAAUCAGGAGGUAAAGAGCAUGUGCAUGCUGGGAAAUAUUACUAUUCUAAGAACAAGAAAAAGGGGAUAUAUGCACAAAUAUGUUAAUUACCUAUUUAUCCACCCAUCUGUCUAUCUCAGUAUAGAAACAAAUGUAUAGAUAGUAGGGUUUAGUACACAGUAAAUUUUAGUGAGUGGAGAAACACAUUUUCAAAUAUUUUUUAAAAGAAAUUUUUGUUCAAAAAUGUAUGGUGGAAUUUUAGGAUUAAUGUGGCUAGUUUGCUCUAAUUAAAGACAAUUAUGAGCUCACCAUAAACUCUUUGUUUACUGAGUAGGGCCUCUAGAAAAUAAAGAGAUGUUUUCUUCGACAGAAUCACAGUUUCUGUGAGCUGCUGUCACUUUCUGCCCACAAUGCACACAUUUCCCUCUUUUAUUGGUCUUAUCGAAGAACAAUGUUAGCAUCGAUUCAAGUGCAGCCUUUAGUAUAUAUUCUCUAUAAUACCCCCCCCCCCCCCUUUAACGGGAGUUAUGGUCACCCUAGAAAUACCAAAUCUCACUGCAAAUUAUUUCAGUGAAUAGAAUGACAUGGUAACACACAAUUAUAGCAUAAAGAGUACUUCAUCUAAAUAAGGUUGUUUAAAAAAAUAAAAGCAACACACAUACCUGCCAACCAACAUGCUUUUACAGAACACAUUAUGUUUGUUAUUCCAGAGAUUUUUUUUCAAAUGCAUCCAUUACUUGUGUUGUCUUCUAACCUAUGGUUUUAUCUUGUUUUAUUUGUAGAUGUCGAGGCAGCAACCUUUUUUUCCAUUAAUAUGACUUUUGUAUGGCAUUGGGACUAAAAAAAGAAGACCUGGCACACUUUAUCAUAUUGCUAAAUCUGUAUGAAAUAAAAACUGCUUAUUUAUUAAUAAAUACCUUCUUUUAUCAAAUAAGCUCAUAAUUAUUAUUAUUAUGAUAUUUAUAGAGCGCCGCCAAAUUCUUCAGCGCUUUACAAUGGGUGGACAAACAGGCAUGUAGUUGUAACCAGACAAGUUGGACACACAGGAACAGAGGGGUUGAGGGCCCUGCUCAAUGAGCUUACAUGCUAGAGGGAGUGGGGUAAAAUGACACAAAAAGGUAAGGAUAGUAUUAGACUAGUGACAGUUGCAGAAGAGGAAUCAGUCAGGAGCUAUUAACAGUUUAAUUGAUACGCUUUUAUGAAGAAGUGGGUUUUUAAUGAUUUUUUGAAGGAGUGGAGACUGGGUGAGCAUCUAACGGAGGAGGGAAGCGAGUUCCACAGGAACGGUGCAGCCCUCGAGAAAUCUUGAAGGCGAGCAUCAGAGGUGGGAGUACGGACAGAAGAUAGACGUAAGUCUUCAGCAGAUCGUAAGGGCCUAGACGGGACAUACUUGUGUAUAAGGGAGGAUAGAUAGGUGGGAGCAGCAUUAUGUAGAGAUUUGAAAGCAAGAACCAGAAUUUUAAAUUGAGCUCUAUAUUUUAUAGGAAGCCAAUGUAGGGACUGACAGAAGGGUGAGGCAUGGGAGGUGCGGGCGGACAGGAAGAUGAGCCUCGCCGCCGCAAUCAUUAUGGACUGUAACGGCGCUAAUUGGGAGCACAUAAGACCACUGAGAAGCGGAUUACAGUAGUCAAGGCGAGAAAGGACAGUGGAAUGGACCAACACCUUAGUCGCAUAAUCACUGACUUGCUCAGCGUACAUGUACUUUGCAUAAAGCCUAAAUUGGACCAACUACAAAUGGAUCAUUUAGGAGUAUUCCAAGAAAUGUAGUGGGUCCCUAGACUAAAAAGAACAAGGGAACUAUCAAGGGCCUCAACGUCGUUCUGUGUGAGGACAGGAUAGGAGAUUUUAGUUUGAUGACAGGAUAGGAGAUUUUAGACCUAACAAAAUGCAAACACAUCAUUUUUUAAAAAACAUUUUUUGCAUUUAGCAUAAGGAGUAAAUAGAGAAAAACAAAUACAGAGUUGGUAGUACAUUUCAUAACUCUGCAAAUAUAUUUAAACAUUUGAAUAAUUUUUGCAUGUUAAGAGACCCCAAACUAUAGAUACAUAGUAAUUGCUUUAAAUACGCUAUCUUGUGCAAGUGAUAUUAACCAUGUGCACUUUUAUUUACAGUAGCCCAAUUAUUAUUCCUACCUUGGUUUUGGAAACUUAAGUUGUCAAUAAAGGCAAUUUACAUGUAACAUUAUUACAAUUGUUUUUCACACAUUGUACAUUUUUACAAUAAUUAAUUAAACUAUAGCUACUUAAUAUUUGCCUCUGUUUAUCUACAACAAUAUUAUGUUUGUAUGGCACUUUUUUACCCUACCCUUACCUUUUGUGUCAUUAUAAUCCACUGUAGAAUGUGAGCUCAUUGAGCAGGCCCUCAACCCCUCUGUUCCUGUGCCUCCAACUUGUCUAAUUACAAUUAUGUGUCUGUUAGUCCUUCUAUUGUACAGCGCUGCGGAAUUUGUUGGUGCUUUUGGAAUAAUAAUAGUAAUUGGAAUUCACUGAGGGACUGGGUACCUAUUUUAUUGCUGAAAACAGUGAAGAUUUUGAAGUUAUUUAUGCAGAUUCAGGUAAUCAAUCCAUGACCCUGGGCACAGCAGCAGUUUAAGUGCCACCUGUAAAAAAUUUACAUUGUGCUUCCUGUUUUUAUUAGUGGUAGCAAAUCCAUUUAAAAUGUAAAUUAAAUUAAAAAAAUACAUUAAAUAAAUAAAAAAUAAAAUAUUAUAAUUGUGCUCCAGAUGAGUAAAUGUCAGAGAAUUUUAUAUUUAUCAGUUUUGCUGUGAAUACCGUGGAGCAGGCAGCUUACCUUUACCUCUUGACACCUAAUCCCUAUAACUGGUGAUCAUAUAAACACUGCUGUGAAGACAUGGUUCUGUUUUAAUGCUGAUAUUAAACGCAUGUUAUUUUUCUGCUGAUAUUUAAUGAUCACCAAUGAAAUAGGUUUCCUCCUACAAACCCAACGGUAGUUUAUUUUCAUACAAAAAAAGAUCUGUCAGCUCACUAUGCCCAACCCAACCAGCUCGUGGCAUCCUGGCUCAUAUUGGUCUCUAAAGCUGGUCUCUAAGGCAAAAUCGAGGACUGCUGGUGUCCAUUGAGGACUGGUUUGGGAGCCAAUGGAUUAAGAAGCCCCGGUUUUUUUUACAUAAUAAGUCAUCCAACUCCGAGUCCAUCUAUACAGUGUGCAGUUUACAAUAUUUACAAAGAUAUACAUACAAAUACUAUAAUACUUGGAAAAACACUGCUUUUCUGCAAAUCAAGGAAAAAUGUAUGUUACCGUUUGGAAACAAUCGCAUAAACACAUAUAUCCUGAGAGGCAGAGGGGAUUUAGGAAAACCUACAAACAACAUCUGGUACUCGCACCUGUGAAAAUCGAUAAACAUAUCACUAAACAACAUUUUAAAAAUGCUGUAAUAGCUUAACUAGGAUUACACACAUAACAAAGAAUAAAAAACAUUGUGUUAACCAACACUAGGGACUAGACUUGAAAAUAUGAGACAGAUGGCAUGUAUGGCAAUGAGCCUGAUCAGGAAGUAACAGGACCUUUUGUCUGACAGCCAGGGAGUGCAAAGAAAUCGGCACUAUUUGUAAAAUGAAUAGGAGAGGACACAUUUUUUUUACACAUAAAACAUUUCAGCAAGCUAAAGUGGUUUAAGGGUCAGGAGCUAUGAUACAGCUGAUAGGAAAGCAUUAAAUCGAAUACUUUCCUCUAAGAAGCAUUUGAUUGGAUAGGAAAUUGGUGCUUGAGGCGCAUGAGCAUCACAUCCCCAGUGCUGCUCUAUAAGCAGUAUUAGAUUGGACCAUUGCCAAAAAAACAACACCUCCAGGUUAGCGUUGCAGGAGGUGGAGCGAGCAGCAGCAAGGUCGAGGGAGUCUCGGCACUGGAAAAAAUAAAUGCAAGCAAAUUAUUAUUUUUUUAAACUACUUUUGCUGCAGUAAGGGGCAAGGGUCUCUCUAAUCCAAAUAGGGACUAGGGUACUAUAGCAUUAGCAAUACAAAUUUGUAUUCCUAACAAAAUAGUGUUUUUUUAACCUAAAUUUUGGAACUCUGAUUUCAAUUCGCUACAAUUCAGAGUUUAGUGAAUAACCCAGUACUACAUACUCAGCCCACUGUUUGCCACGUGAUAACAGGCAAUUGUUUUAUUUUGCAUAAUUUCCAUCUAUUACCGACCACAAUGUAUUUUAAUAUUUGUAAGACAUAGGGUAUAACUGUAACCUUCUGUGUUUUCCAGGGGUGGUCAGUGAUGGGAAACUAGGUCGGGUGAGCUGCCUAACUAGUCCUCACAGUAUCUCACACAUAGUAAAGUGUACAUCGCUAUGGAAUUUGAUAGCGCUUUAUAAAUAAUAAAAUAAUAAUAAAGACAAAAAGGGGAACUGAGGGCACACCCGGAACAUGCAUUUUUCAGCAAUGGUGAUGCUGUAGAGAACAGAAUUUACACAUAACAAAGAUUAAUGAUCAGAGCGCACACAUAAAAAUACAGUUUUAAAUUUUACAAGGCUACUUAAAAUCACUUACCUCAGCAAACAAUUAUGGGAUCAUUUUCACCACUUGACCAUAUCAUGUUAAGCCCACUACUACGCCAAAGUAUCCCAAUAUCAGUGGGACCUACACGUUGGAAUUAGUGUAGGACCCGUCGUACAGAGCAGGGGAUACAAACUUAUAAAACAAGUUAACAUCUGAUUGAAAAUUAAACCAUUUUCUUAAUGCAGGCGUGUCAGUCACAGCCAGUGGAGGUGUGGUUAGGACUGCAUAAUAUAAAAAAAAAAAAGGGAUUUAACUCCUAAAUAGCAGAUACUUGGGCAGUGUGACUGCAGGGGCAUGAUCUAUACCAAAACUGUUUCAUUCAUCUAAACUUGUUUUGGUGCCUAUAGUGUCCCUUUAAGAACUGCUCUAUGGCUUUUUUUUUUGGUGGUGGUGGGGGAAUCUCAGUCUUUAUCUCUAUCAAUUCAGAAUUAAUAUUCAGACUGAUUAAUAGAGAUAGCAUGGAUCAAGAUUCUGAACCUCAAACACACCGGAUACUAUAACAUACUACUCCCAUCAGACUCUGUCACUAAAAUCCUGACUAUGCAUACUGAGAGUGGCAGUCCAGAGCACGAGGAUUUCCACAGGCUGCCUACCGAUAGAUAUACAGAUAAUAAGAAGGCUUAUUGUAAACUGAUAAUCGAUUGAAGAAAUAGAGCGACCCGAAGAAAUGAUUGACUAAAUCAAUACUACACGGAUGCAUUGCAAUACCUCCAACAUAUUCCAUAGCGCAGUACAAUGUUACAAUCUGACAGCUCAUUAGAAUGGCACUAUGUAGGAAAAUGUGUUUAAUAAAAGAGACGGCAUCUCAUCAUCUCUUUUAAAAAAACAAUUUACUUUUAGUUCCAGAAAAUGAAUAAAUAACCUAAUUUCAAACAACAAUAUAAAGUUAAACUGAUAGAUAACAAAUACAGCUAAUCUUUUAACCCUUGAGAACCAAUGCCACGCAGUUACUGUGUCCCCUUUGUCAGGAAAGGGUUAACGCCAGGUUCCAGCUGUGUGACAUGUAUCGAGUUGUAUCCUGCGUUCUACGUACAAUGUAACUGUUUCAGGGACCUUGCUAUGACCAUUCUAUGACUAAUCCACAGCACCAUAUAAUCAGAUUGCUCCCAGUACCUGGACACCUGUAGGGAACUUACUUUAUACAUUGUGGGAGGGGAGGGGGUUAUCCCAGGAUGCAGAACUCCAGCUGGUGCAGAACUCCAAAUCCCAUGAUGCUGUGCCAGAAUGACAGCAGGUCCAGCAUCAUGGGAGCUGUAGUUGUGACACAGCUGGAGGGCUACCUCUAGGUCACCCUUGCUCUAAUACUCAUAAACUGUUUUUUAUAGAAGCAGCACUUUCCCAGCUGAUCAAUAUACACUCUCAGCUCUAUAUAUAGUCACAGACUUCUAUAUAUGUGUUGGUUUCUGUAUAUUUGUUCUCCUCUGCCUCUAUGUCCCUUCAUCUUUUUUGUAGAGCAUAGUAAAAGCGUGCUACUAAUAAUACUCUGGCUGCUCUGCCUAGCAGAGAGCAGGGAUUCCCUCUUACGUCAGUGCUAGGUAACCAGAUAAACAUAGCAAAGACAACACCUUAUAUGGCUAUGUACGUCACAGGAACUCCACUGGGGGGGCGGACCUUCUUCAAGCUCUCUUCUCCUAUAUCUAGGUUUCUGCUGCACCUAAACUCCUGAUUUUCGGCAGGCAGGCACUGCAGGGGGCUCAAUAUCUGCCAUCCAAAUUUCAGGGUUCUGGGUGCCCCCGAUCCUGAGAUAUUGGUAGGGGGAAGGGGGGUGACGUCAGUAGGUGUGGGCUUCUCAGUAUAAAUAUGCUCAGCAAUCAGAGUUUCAUUCAUAAAUCUGAGAGCUGAGACUGGGGCAGCAUCUAAGCAGCAGUGUGGGAUUUUAUAAUCGGAUUUGGACUACUGAUACAACGUUUUCACUCCUUUCCUGGUAUUAGCACAACAGCACCGAAUUCUGCUUUAUUUUGGAAUUUUUCAGCAUUUUCUUAUGGGACAUACCUUGUGAGCACUGGCAUCUAUGGGGGAUCUCUAAAAAGAACACAUUGAAUGAAUGGGAAUCCCUUAAAGAAACCUUCCUGGACAGAAGAGCAGGAGGAUUAAUUGCUGGAUUUUUACUUUUAAACUUGUUUCAGACCAGACCUGACCGAAUUUGAAGGAUUGGCACUGGCAGAGUACUUUUUCAUAUUAUUAUCUUUAUCACUCUAUUAUUUGCCUAAGGAGGCAGAUAAUGCUGCAAAGUUAAGGUGGAUUUUUAUUUUUGGAUUAACUCCAAAAGUAACAGAACUUUGGAAGGAGAUCUGACUGUCAACACAAGAGGUAUCCCCACCCCCCUUUUUUUUUUUUGAAUGAAGCUUAGCAUGAUUUAGAUUCAUAACAGUGUAUUCUAAUUGACAGUAUCAGGGAGGUAGAAUGAGGACACAAACUAGUUUGUAUAACAUAGGAUUAAAUUGAACUAUUCUUUUACCAGUGCAAUUUAAAACAUUAUUCUUAGGUUAAUAAGACUAAAAGGAUUUUUAAUUUAUUUUUUAUUUGCAGAAAUAAUAUAUCCAACACAGCAUUAAUUAGAUUUCCAAGUAUAUGUAGUUCUAUUAUUAUUAUUAUUAUUAUUAUUAUUAUUAUUAUUAUUAUUUAUAUAUAUAUAAAAUUUAUUUUAAAAUGAUUUUUUAAAAAUAUAUAUAUAUUUUUUUAAAGAAGUGUCAGAACUUGCUUUUGCAUAAUUAUUGUAUUUAUGAAAAAUGUGGGCUUUUCCCUUACUUUAAACAAAACUAUUUGGUUUAAGUCCAUCUUCUAAAUAUAACAUCUAGGAUUUUAAUUUAUGGUUUUGUGGGUGUUUCUGAAAAAAAUAAGCUUUUAUUUUGGGCUUCUCUUCCAGAUAUUUGUGAGAUUUUAUUUUCUUGUGGGCCUAGAAUUUGCCCAACUCCUACAAGGAGAUGUACCAAGGAUACGAUUCCUCCAGCUCUUCCCCUUCUGCAGAGUCUCAAUACCUGUCUUCAGUGGAUUCUUUUGGAAGCCCCCCCACAGCUUCUGCCCAGCAGGUGAGUCUUUGAGGUCAUUACCUAGAUGAGACUGAUGUCACAGCCAAUGGGGGAGUGUAAGGCAUGUUGCUUGGCUGCCACAGGUAUGUAGAAAUCACAGUUUUCACUAUACUGGGCAUUAUGGGAAAUGUAGGCCGCAGUCAUGCCAUCAUUGACAUUGGCACGCAAAUGCAUGCACACUAACCCUUUCUAGCUGAUAUUAAAAAGGUCAAUCAAAUAAUUAAGUUCUGUGCGCCUUUACGGGAAACACCAGAUUAAAGGACAAGCGUCACGUACGUGAUGGUAUUAAAAUGGUUACACCCAGGGGUUCUGUAUUAAUUAACCUUAAACUCUGAGUUACAUAAAUGUGCACAGACAGAUAGGGAUUGGCACCCUGUGGCACUCUGUCAUCACUUGGUGCGCAACAAGCUCUAUAGCCAGUUUAGUAUUAUGGGAGUUGUAGUCCCCAGCAGGUACAGGAUCAUGUGUUGUCUCUACCUGCCUGUAAUCAAAAAGUGUUAAACUCUCAUGACCUCAUUACGUACUAUAAUAAAUAAGUAGAUUUUUUUUUAUUUCUUUUCAUCUUCUAGUUCUGGUUGGAAUGCAUGUGGCAUAUUUUUCUUACAAUUUAAGUUUUAAGAGAAAAUUCACAAGUUAGCGCUAUUUUAUUUUCCAAAUAAGCGGUUCCACAGAUUUCAAAUGCAGAUUCCCAGUUGCAAGGGAGCAUGUAAAAGCUUUAAGGGUUAAUUCUUUAAGUUUGAAUUGUUACAAAUUGAAAUCCGUAUGGUAAAAUUUAGGCAGAACUACUUGAUCUGAACAAAUCCUGCAACUAUGCUAAAGUUGCAACUUGGCUAAUUUUUCCUAAAUUGUGCUAUUCGGAUUUCAAUUCAACAAGUCAGACUUUAGUAAGUAAACCCUUGAAAUACAUGAACUGGUAUAUGGGUGUAUACAUGUAAAUGCUAUGGCAUAUGUCUGGAAUCUGACUAUUGUAGCCAUCAUCCAGAUAUAACCCCAUUCAAGACCAGGUUUAGAGAGAUUCUCUUAUAUACUAUUAUAUAAUUGGCCGUGAACAAGUUAACGUGAAAAAUAAUUGACUUAGAAAGUAAUGUCACCCAUUAGUCAAGCAGUGAUCAUGCUCACUGAUGCACUCAUUCAGUUAAUAGUAAGUAGAAAAAUGAAUUGUAAAAUUUCCCCCCAAAUAGCUGUGUGUGUGUGUGUGUGUGUGUGUGUGUGUGUGUGUGUGUGUGUAUAUAUAUAUAUAUAUAUAUAUAUAUAUAUAUAUAUAUAAUGUAAAUUUAUUUAUUAUUUUUUUUAAAUAUUGCCAUUUCCCAAAUCUUACAUACGUAAAGCUACGAUUGGGCACGUGUUUUUCAAAGUCCUCAAUGUUAAAUGAAAUGUUUGGCUUUGACAGUUAUUGGUGAUAUCUUCACCAAACAUCAUGUAAACGACCGUGGCCAAUAUUUGUAUGUAUCAGAAAAGAUCCAUGCUUUGUAAAUUUACCCCAUAGCUGUUUCUUCUCUAAAAAGUGAGUUGUGGUACUUUUCACAAAGUUUAGGACAAAAUUGCAAAGUUCUACUACUUUAACAGUUAGCCUAUUUUGACCUUUUUUCUACGAGCAGGAUUCACUGCGUAAUGACUAAAUCUCUUUUGAAAUUGGAAGAAAUAGUUAAAACAUUUUUAAACCAAGGCUUAUUUUGCAACCAUUCCAUACCAUGUUUACAGUUAGUGUUUGCAUUACAGAGAGCUAUGAUAUAGCCUAUAUGUAUCAAACUAGGUUCAGAGUCACGGGGUGAAAGUUGCCAUAUUGUUUUUGGUGUGUGUUAUGGUCUCUUGAUAGGCUUGUGAAUUUUGCUUAAGACAUUUAGUACAUCUCCCAAGCUUGUGCAUCAUGACACAAAAUAUAAUUUUAAUAAUGAGGAAUGUGCAUAUAUUGCAGUAUGCCUAUGAAACGAUGAUCAUGUCAACAUUGUUUUAACCCCUUAAGGACCGAACUUGUGGAAUAAAAGGGACAUGUCAUGCGUCCUUAAGGGGUUAAAGAAAUGUACAAAAAUUAAAGUUUAGUAUUCUAAACCGUAAAACACGGACGACAUGAGUUUAACAGGGUUGCUCAAUAAGGCGAAUCGCUAACACAUAAAUGGCAAAACUGAACUUAAAAGACGUAUAAUUAGUCGGUUAGGUUAUUUUGGCCUGAAUUGUAUAUUUUUGGAAAUUUGAAGUAAAUUUUGACAUUUUAAUAAUUCACUUUGUACAAGCUAUUCUACGCCAUGCAACCCUAAAUGAUUUAUUUUCAUAAAAAAAAAAAUACAAUUAUUUAUGUAUAACUAUAACGAAUAACCUUGUGAUGUUAGUAAAUAUAUUAAUUUAUUCUACUUUAUGUAAGAAUGGAAAAAACCCAGCCUGUAUGACUUUCAAGAUAAAUAAACCUAAAAUCACAACAUUUGAGGGUCACACUAUAUUUGUGUGUGAUAUUGCUAUCAUACUUGGCUAUAUUUCAUGACUUUUUGUAAAGUUCAUUAUUGGCAUUAAUCAUUAUAGCUCCCUAUGAGGGUUGUGCGUUCAGCUGUUGCUAAUAAAGCUGUUACAAACCCAGCGUAGUAAAGAGCUGGUCAUAGCGAUGAGUAGACGCAGCGCAGCGGGAGUGGGCGUGGUUGACGUACGCUGCGUUCCAUGCGUGCUUCCUGACGUGCGGGAUGUCCCCUGGGUGACGCCGCGUUCUAUUUUGGAACGCAGCGCCGGCUGAGCGAGCCCUGGGACGGAUAUACUGAUGCUGCUGAUGUCAUGGGAGCUAGGACUGGGGAGGGGGGAUUAGGGGGAGGAAUAUUAAUAGGAACACGGUUUACAGGGACGGGUUUUAAUUGCAGGUUGAUGGGAGGAUUACAUCGGACUGAGGAAGAUGGAUAGGGAUCAGGAAUAGGGCAUGAAGGGGCAGGAUAGGCUCUAUGGCAGUGGCAGAUAGAGAGACUAGACUGAUGGGGGUGGAAUAGGGGCCAGGGAUGGGGCCAAUGGGGGUGGAAUAGGGGCCAGGGAUGAAGCAGUGGGGGUGGAAUAGGGGCCAGGGAUGGAGCAGUGGGGGCGGAAUAGGGGCCAGGGAUGGAUGAGCAGUGGGGUGGAAUAGGGGCCAGGGAUGGGGCCACGGGGUGGAAUAGGGCCAGGGAUGGGGUCAAUGGGGUGGAAUAGGGCCAGGGAUGUAAAGCCAAUGGGGGUGGGAAUAGGGGCCAGGGAUGGAGCAGUGGGGUGGAAUAGGGGCCAGGGAUGGAGCAGUGGGGGUGGAAUAGGGCCAGGGAUGGGGCCAGGAUGGAGCAGUGGGGUGGAAUAGGGGCCAGGGAUGGAGCAGUGGGGUGGAAUAGGGGGCCAGGGAUGGGGCCAAUGGGGUGGAAUAGGGGCCAGGGAUAGCCAAUGGGGUGGAAUAGGGCCAGGAUGGGGCCAAUGGGGGUGGAAUAGGGGCCAGGAUGGAGAGCAGUGGGGGGUGGGAAUUGGGGCCAGGGAUGGAGCAGUGGGGGUGGAAUAGGGGCCAGGGAUGGAGCAGUGGGGUGGAAUAGGGGCCAGGAUGGGGCCAGGGAUGGAGCAGUGGGGGUGUGAAUAGGGGCCAGGGAUGGAGCAGUGGGGGGGUGGGAAUAGGGGCCAGGGAUGGAGCAGUGGGGGCGGAAUAGGGGCCAGGGAUGGAGCAGUGGGGGCGGAAUAGGGGCCAGCGAUUGGAGCAGUGGGGGCGGAAUAGGGGCCAGCGAUUGGAGCAGUGGGGGCGGAAUAGGGGCCAGCGAUUGGAGCAGUGGGGGUGGAAUAGGGACCAGAGGUGGAGAAAUAGGGAUCGAUUAGUGAUGGAGUGUUCGCAAUGACAGACUAGUAGUUGUCAAGAUGGGACUAGUGAUGGAGAUAGAGUAAUGAUGAUGUGGUGAUUUUAAUGAUCGGACAGCAGUGGAAUAGAAGCCGGGGGAGGGGGUUGUAAUGGUGGAGAAGGAGUGACUGAGUAAUGAUGGGGCAGUAUUAGGGGCUAGUUAUGGAGUGGGCAUCGAGUGCUGUAUAGGUGCCAGUUUGGUGGAAUAUGGUGUAUUGAAGGAGUUGAUAGGUUAAGCAAGCAAUGUUGAGGGAGUGGUAGGGUUGGGUCAAUGAAGGGGCAAUAAUAGAGGGGCAUGACUAAUAAUAUAAUACUGGGUAUUGAAAGAGGAAAGUGCUGAAGAAGGGUCAAGUAAUGGCAUGUGGGUAAGGAUGGGGCAGUAGAAGUGUGGGGUAUAUUGAAGGAUUUUUAAUACUGGAGAUGGCACUGUAUUGGUAGUGAUGAAAGUAAUGGUGGAAAAUAUGGCAGUGAUGGGGUUGCAGUGGCAGAGAUGGAAGUAGAAUGUAUUUUUGGUUGUGAUGAAGUAUUGGUGUAGAAGAUGUGUAAAGCAGGACAUUUAUAUGUAACAUUUCGCUGUAUACAGUUCUGUUCAGUGUAUGUAGUAUUGAUCCAACCAUGAGCAAUGCUCAAAUCUACUGCAUGUAUAAACUCUACUUACACCUUUUAAACAAUAUACAAUGUGCAGUACUAAAAGUGGCAACAUAUGGUGAUGCUAUGAAGGAAUGGAAACAUUUAUGAUAAUGACACAGUGCACCCGGGAAAAGCAUAUAUACAUCAGUGACUUAGCUUGCCUUUUUUUAUAUUUUCAAAAAGAUUACGAAAGAAACAAUGUUUGGUGAUUUGCUAAGAGGUACAUGAAUUUCAUUAUUAGUGUUUGAAUUUUGAGCUCUUGAAUUGUUACCAACUGGUACAAAUGUUGGUACGUAUAAACAAGUGAAUUUAAAAUAAAGACUUUUUCACACUCUAUGGUGAAUCUAUUUGUCCACCUACAUAAUCUACUCUCCCCCCCUUUUUUUUUUUCUUUACCCCUUUCUGGAUCCCAUAGUUUAUGACUCACUGUGCUGUCAAAGACAAUAGGCUCCCAAACGUCAGAAAUAGGAUAUGAUCAAUUAGGGAUGGAUGAUAGAUUUACUGAAAGCUUAAAUAGAAGAAAUAGACUUUUUUUUUUUUUUUUUAUAAAUCCAGCUCCUUUGAUGUGAAUAGUUUUUAUGUCUCCAAAUUCACCAUUUAUUUUUUUUCUGUUACAUCUGGACCAAGCACAAAAUAUAACUGCCAGUGUUGGGACUAGCUACUCUUACUCAGAUCUGCAUCUCUUCCACUGCUUAAAGCAAUUUUGCUUCUUACUGCAGUCAUCUAACCUUUUGAGGACCAGAUGGUUCCUUCGUUGAAAAGCUUGAGUACAGCUACAUGUGCCAUGUCCCAUAUCAUCCUCUUCACAAUCCACCAGGAUUUUCAUCUCUUAAAGAAGUGUCCAUAUUUCCACCUUCGUCAAAUUUCUGAUCUUAUCAUUAUAAAUGUCAUAGUUGAACGCUCUCCUAUCCAACCAUUUCCUAAAGACCCUUCAUCUCUCCUUGUUCUCCUUCUCCCACAAAUGCUCCAGUCCAGAGUAUGCACACUUUGCUUGAACUGCUUUCUCCAGUCAUCUAUCCUUCCCCACCAAUGUUCCUUUAGUUGGACCACGUGCUCCCCCACGCUAGAGGUUCACUAUUCGCCAACAUUUGCUUGUCAUUGUCUGUAUUAACACUUCCAGCUUCAUAUAUUUGUCCUCUCUAACAAAAAUGGCUAAAUUAACCCUCACAUUCAAAUUGCUGUUACUGUUUCAUUAAUGAACUCCUUUAUGAGGUGACUUGUUUUCAAGCCAUAUUCUGUUUUUUCUUAUCUUCGUUUUAACUCUCACACAAAAGAUUAUUAUAGGUGUUUCCUUCAUUAACAAUAAAUUAACCAUCUGUCCUACCAGGAUGCGUCUAUUGUACUGACAUUUGUAUCUUUACUUGCUGUCUAAACCUAGCCUUUUCUCCUUUUUUUUUUUUUUUUUUAUUGUGAUUGUGCUUCUCCUAAUUAUUUUAGGCUUACUGCAUUACCCUCUUGUCCUCUACUACUUUUCCUUCGAUGACCAACCUUCUUCCCAUCUCCAAUGAGCAAUACUUCUCUUUCAUCUUCAUAGUUCCCUUGUUUCAGUUUCCUCCAUAUUUCAUUCUCUAACACCAUCUCUCCCACCAGGAGUUGCCAUCUCUUUCAUGUCUCCCCGAUCCCACCAAGAGCCAGGCCCUCUUAUUUUAUCCAGGUAUUGCUUUAUUUCUACUUGUACUCCCUUCCAACCUUAGUAUGAAAUCCCAAUCCUCAUCUGUCGUCCGAUACACUAGUGUUGAGGUGGAGAUACUUGUACUGAGAUGCAACAAGUUGGAGGAUUCUAAUGCCAAUGAAACAAAUCUCUUGCCUUCCUUUGCAAUUCUGUUGAGAGAGACCAUGUACUCCAUUUAGAGAGUCUUCGAAGAUUGGAACAGGGGCAUUUAACCUUGGCAAGCUGAUCAUCAUAAAACCCUAGUCUGCAUGCUUUUAGGGUACCAAGAUAGGCCAUCAUAGCUUAAGGACCUGCUCUAUAGAGCAAUAGAGAAUGCUGUCCCUCAGUAAAAUAUAAUCAAUGUGGCUUAAAAGAUUUGUCCCAAAGACAUUUAUGCAUUGUUUUUGUUUGUUGGAAACAGAGGUUGUUGUACAGCCAAACUCUUCACCUCUUUCUUGCAUAAGGCUCUCUAUUUUUCUCUUGUCAAUCUCUGCAAUAACCCUCUUGAUCCAUUCAUCCAGUCUUUAGAAGCUGACCCCAUGUUUCCUCUUUCUUCUGCAGGAGUGUGUGGCUUUAUGUGAUGUCCCCUCCUCUUUUGUCCCCACUGUUACGGCCAUCACAAGUAGCCAAGAUCUCCAGUGGCUGGUCACCCCAGCUCUCAUCUCCUCUAUGGCUCAGUCACAGCCUACGCCAGGUCCCUCUAUUGACCCCUAUGAUCUACCAGGCCCCAGUUAUUCUUCCCCGUCUGGAGCACCGUAUGGACCAAAUCUACCAGCUUCCACGCUAGGUCAAGAGGAAACGCGUCCAACUCGGGCACGGGGCAAGAGAACCAGGGAGGAAGCUGUAAGUAGAACCUGAAGGACUAUACAGUAGGGAAUCAUAUUGGCAGUUGAGGCAAAUGAUCUAUAAAUGCAACUGUAUGUGUUCGCACAGAAAAGAUGCAUUUUAACAUGGAGCGAUUAUGAAAACAACUUUUUAAAUGACUGUAUGCACUUUAUUUAUGCUUUUUAUCUACCUUCAGCUAACACCAGAAGAAGAAGAAAAGAGACGAGUGAGGAGGGAGAGGAACAAAUUGGCAGCUGCUAAAUGCAGGAACCGAAGAAGAGAGCUGACUGAUCGACUACAGAGUGUGAGUGAUUAUUUUGACACUGUGUAUUUUUAUGUAUCUUUGUACAGUACACACCGUGUAAUCCACUUUUUACACAUAUACACAAGAGGAUGGAUCUGUCUGCCAUGAUAAGCAAUAGGGUUGCUCCCAAACUCUUCUAUUUUUAAAAUGUAUUCAUUCAUUUAAUUUAUUUUUAAAUCCUGCUUUGCAUAAAAUGCAAAGAUAUAUUCUGGCACAGCCUGGCAUCUGAUGCAAAUUAUCCUUAUUUUAUGAUUUUUGUGUACAUUGCAUUAUCUGAAGAAGAUGCUCACAGUGCACACACAAACAAUGCAACAUCCAGAUAUCAGCACUGUUGGGAAUAUAUUUACCUAUUAAGCACAAAUCACUGUGGUAACCAUUUCAGCAUUUACUGGUACAAUCAUCAAUAGAAAGUUGGUUAUACUGUCCAUCGGGGAUGGCUAAUACGUUCUCCCACAAUGCAGUUGUGACAGCUUUUUAAGAAAAUGUUUUUAUUUACACGCUAAUCAGAUGCACUUUCUGACAUCCAAGUCCAGCUCACACAUCUAAACAAUAGUCAUUUCCAUCACACAUCUAGACACUUGUGAUAGCACAGUCGAACUAGCUUGAUGGAAAUUCUUUAAUAUGAAAUAUUCCAGAGAACCUGUAUGUAGCCAUAUAGAGUAUAUAUUUUUUUCAGAAUCCUCUUAUGUUAAAAAGAACCAAUAUGACUCUCAGAGUUGAGAGAAUAUUACAAUUUGGGCUUUUCCCUUAAAUUUACACUUCACGCACGGUUGACAUGAGUGUGGCAUAGAUGUAUACAGUGAUUUUGUGACCCUUGCUUCCUUCUCCAUGUUAUAAAUUACAAAUAUAUAAUCUAUUACAGGAGGGUUUCUGCUGGUAAUAAUGUGCUCUCAUGGCUCUGGCAGAUAACUCUGAAGCCGGGGCAUUGUAAAUAAGGCAUGUUUGGGGUUAGUUUGUUUCUAUAUGAUCCACUUCCUUUUGUGGUGGAACAAACACUCCACAGACAGAAGACAACUAUGCAAUGGAAACCUAGUGACACUAAGCAGCAGCCAGAACGCAUCAAACCUAUCCUGGCCAUAUAUUUCAUUAUUCGUAUUUGCAGGAGUUCUGAGAAUCCUCUAGGCAUGUGUUUGUUUUGGGUUAUUUGAAGGCCAUAAUCCACCGUAUUGUUUUCAUGAUUAACGUUGAUCUGCUCUUGCAAUGUAAUUAUUAUUAUUAUUAUUUUUUUUUUGUAAUUUCCCUUAUUUAGGGAUUAUUCAAUUUGAUAGAUUUAUCUUCAAACAGAUUUAGCAUGUAGAUAUACAUUUAUAAAAUAAUUAAAUAUGAGGCAGAGAGGAGGGAAGGGAGUAUGUUAAUUGUUACUAAGCUUUUUUUAAUACAAUAUAUAGCCAUUGCACGGCUAGUUUGCAUUGUUUAGAAUGCAACAUAUGAUGGCGUAGGCAGUGCUAUUGUCUGACAAAAAGAAAGUGAAACACAAUAACAAGUAAAAAAUGUAAAUGUAGCAACCUGUGCAUUUAACAAUUUAGAGAAAAUAAAUAUUUUAAUUAACGUAGAGAACUUAUGUCAUUUUUGUUUAUUUACAAUCUCUUGUCCCAUCUAAACAGGAGACAGACCUUCUGGAGGAGGAGAAAUCCACCCUGGAGGCCGAGAUUGAUGAACUACGCAGACAGAAGGAACAGCUGGAGUUUGCCCUUCUUUCCCACCGGCCGGGAUGUAAACUGCCAUAUGAGGACCCUGACCUACCCCCAACGGACCCAACCACAUCUUAUACACACGGAGCUCUACUGCCUGCCUACCCUUCCCAACAAGAGGUAUCCUUCCCUGUCUGUUUGCCCCCGCUGCCGGACUUAGACUGUGCCGUCGGCGUGGGAUCUUAUACCUCUUCAUUUGUGUUCACCUCACCAGAGGCAGGAGCCUGCGGAGCCCGGUACCAGCGCAGCAGCGGGAGUGAGCGCUCAUCCUCAGACUCACUCAGCUCCCCCUCGCUCCUGGCACUCUGAAACAUAA